This is a messenger RNA of Scatophagus argus, 5343 nucleotides long. Its product is annotated as E3 ubiquitin-protein ligase RNF19A-like. Gene Ontology annotation, molecular function: zinc ion binding; ubiquitin protein ligase activity; ubiquitin conjugating enzyme binding. The record is from RefSeq and is a predicted model, not a curated record. Lineage: Eukaryota; Metazoa; Chordata; Actinopteri; Scatophagidae. Gene Ontology annotation, biological process: ubiquitin-dependent protein catabolic process; protein polyubiquitination; positive regulation of proteasomal ubiquitin-dependent protein catabolic process. Gene Ontology annotation, cellular component: ubiquitin ligase complex; cytoplasm. Bases 525 to 3182 code for a protein of 885 amino acids. The transcript has 10 exons.
UGAAUUUCUGAGCUGGAACGAGAAUAGUGAACAACAGAGCAAGCUCUGUAGGAGCUGUUGUCGAUCGAAGCGAAACGGAUAGGUGGGACCGAAGACAGAGGAAAAUAAGUGUUAGUGGGGACGUAGUUCACGGCGGUGCACAGGAACCGUUGAUUGAUCAACUUGAAAUCGCUUUUGGAAAGCGGAACGUUUCCGUUCGUCUUUGUUACUCUCUGCAGAACAAGUGUCACUAGCAACAGACGGUUCUGUUGCCUCAGUUUCAUAGCGGUUGACCCCACCCCUUCGCCAAAAUCCGGCUAUUAGAUGUGACCACGAGGUUGAUCAGGAGAAGCCACCAUGUCUUAAACACAGAAGGGCCCUCCGGAGCCCUGUCUCCCCACCCUGGACCACCCUCAUCCUCCCCCAUCCACCACCUUACCCCCUCUCCCAGCCCCGUCCCACUCCCAGACCUCCCUGCACAUGUGAGAGACAGGCUCCCCAGCCCUGGCUCCCCACUGGCACACCCCUCCCCUCCCUCCGGAGAGAUGAGCCUGCAGAAGCACCAGCAGUUGGGUGGUGGUAGCGGUGGGGUGAUGGGCUCUGAUCGGGACCUGCAGUCCACUGCUUCCUCCAUCUCGCUGCCCUCUGUGAAAAAGGCCCCCACCAAGAGGCGCUUCUCCCUUGCCUCUCUUUUCAGACGGCGAGGUCGAGAGUCCAAAUCAGGGCGCCUAAGGUCCCGAGAGCUCCACCACCCUGGACAAGGAGGGCUUGGAGGGGUGGAUGGCAUUGCAAGCAUCGAGAGCAUCCACUCUGAGAUGUGUAAUGACAAGAACUCUGCCUUCUUCUCUGUUUCUGGGACCGGAGCUGCCUCUUCUGCUGCUGCUGCCUCCUCCUCAUCUGCCUCAGGGCCUUCUUCCUCUACCUCCUCCUGCAAGGUGGGGGGUGGGGUGGGGUCUGAGCUACUGGAGUGCCCAUUGUGCCUUCUGCACCACUCCAGGGAGAGCUUCCCUGACAUCAUGACCUGUCACCACCGCUCCUGCAUCGACUGUCUGCGCCAGUACCUGCGCAUUGAAAUCUCUGAGUCACGUGUAAACAUCAGCUGCCCUGAGUGCUCUGAGCGCUUUAACCCACACGACAUCCGAAUGAUCCUGGGUGACCGUGCACUCAUGGACAAAUACGAGGAGUUCAUGCUGAGGAGGUGGCUCGUGGCUGACCCGGACUGCCGCUGGUGCCCUGCACCAGACUGUGGGUAUGCAGUGAUUGCCUUUGGGUGUGCAAGCUGUCCUAAAAUCACAUGUGGCAGGGAGGGGUGCGGUACAGAGUUCUGUUACCACUGCAAGCAGCUGUGGCAUCCAAACCAGACCUGUGAUGCAGCACGUCAGCAGAGAGCCCAGAGCCUCCGCCUUAGGACAGUCCGCUCAUCCUCCCUCAGCUAUAGCCAAGAGAGUGGAGCUGCAGCUGAUGACAUUAAGCCAUGUCCACGCUGUGCUGCUUACAUCAUCAAGAUGAAUGACGGCAGCUGUAACCACAUGACCUGCGCUGUCUGCGGCUGUGAGUUCUGCUGGCUCUGCAUGAAGGAGAUCUCAGACCUGCACUACCUGAGUCCAUCAGGCUGUACUUUCUGGGGGAAGAAGCCAUGGAGCAGGAAGAAGAAAAUUCUUUGGCAACUUGGAACACUUGUGGGAGCCCCUGUCGGCAUCGCGCUCAUCGCCGGCAUAGCUGUCCCUGCCAUGAUUAUUGGCAUCCCUGUAUAUGUAGGAAGGAAGAUCCAUAACCGCUAUGAAGGCAAAGAUAUCUCCAACCACAAGAGGAACCUGGUGAUCGCUGGUGGAGUAACUCUUUCUGUCAUCGUGUCUCCUGUGGUGGCAGCAGUCACUGUUGGCAUUGGAGUUCCCAUCAUGUUGGCUUACGUCUAUGGUGUGGUGCCUAUCUCAUUGUGCCGUAGCGGAGGUUGCGGUGUCUCGGCUGGCAACGGCAAAGGCGUUCGCAUAGAGUUUGACGAUGAGAAUGACAUGAAUGUUGGCAGUGGGGCAGCUGCCACUGAUACUACAUCAGUGGCAGACACAAGGAACAACCCCAGUAUAGGUGAAGGCAGUGUUGGCGGGCUGACAGGGAGUCUUAGUGCCAGCGGCAGCCACAUGGACCGUCUGGGGGCCAUCAGGGACAACCUGAGCGAGACGGCGUCCACCAUGGCCCUAGCUGGAGCCAGCAUCACAGGCAGCCUCUCUGGCAGUGCCAUGGUCAAUUACUUAAACAGGCUGGAGGUGCAGGCUGAUGUGCAGAAGGAGCGCUGCAGUCUGAGCGGUGAGUCUGGCACUGUCAGCCUGGGUACAAUCAGCGACAACGCUAGCACCAAAGCAAUGGCUGGAUCCAUUCUUAACGCCUACAUGCCCCUUGACAGAGAUGGGAACAGUAUGGAGGUCCAGGUUGACAUUGAAUCCAAACCAGGCAAACUACGGCACCAUAGUGGCAGCAGCAGUGUGGAUGACAGCAGCCAUGUUGGCCGUUGUGGCUGGACCUGCCCUUCCAAUGGUUGCACUUCCACAGAAGGCAAAGGACCCUCCACCAAGUGGGCCAAGGAGGCAUCCUGCUCGUCCUCCUCCAGUUCAGGUGGGAAAAAGAGCAAAGGCAAGCUGCGCAAGAAAGGCGGCGGAGGCACCAAAAUCAAUGAGACACGGGAGGACAUGGACGCUCAGCUGCUGGAGCAGCGUAGCACCAACUCCUCAGAGUUCGACUCUCCAUCGCUGAGUGGCAGCCUGCCUUCUGUGGCAGACUCCCACUCCAGCCACUUCUCUGAGUUCAGCUGCUCCGAUCUAGAAAGCAUGAAGACGUCAUGUAGCCACGGAUCCGGUGGAGGUGACUACCACACGCGCUUUGCCACUGUCAGCCCCCUACCCGAGGUGGAGAACGAUCGCCUGGAGACCUGCCCCGCUUCCUCAUCCUCCUCCCAAGGACAGGGAGCUGUGAUCACUCCCAACUCUCCCACCUCCGUCACCUCCUCCCUGGGCCACGGUGCAGAGGUGGCCCCUCUCUGCUUCAUCACAGAGGAGAAUGUCAACCUGGUGUGCCCUGCUGAGCUGGACUCUCACAGCAACACCAGAGAGCUGCUAAAAGAAACCAACAACAACAACCACCAUCAACCACAGCACCAGACCCAAACCCAGCAGCAGCCCAAGAACUCCUGUAUACAGACUGACAUAUAAAAUUUCAAUACCUUAAGUGCUGCACAGACGCUGUUUUUAUUUAACAUCUUUUCCUCCACUAAACUAACCAUCAUAGCUUACAGUUUAACCUGCAUUUUCUGUUCUUCCCUUAAAAAGGGAAUGUGCUAUGUGCUGUUUUGGGAUUUAUGCCCUUCAUAAAAAAGCAACUUUUGAGUAAAACAGAGAUCAUUGUGUCCACUGACUGUCAGAGGGCUGGUUGGAAGUCUUAGGUUUCCAAAGUGCAGCCGUGUGAGAAAUGUUAAGGUUGUGAAUGCCGGUGUUUCUCCCUGUGUGACCUGCAGACUGCUGACACUUUUUUCGGGAGUCAAUUUACUCUCCCUCACCACUUUUAACAGAGACGGCCCACACAUUUGGUUGCUGUCCUAUUGAUCUGUGUAGGUUCAAAUAAAACCACUGUGUCCGUUUUCCUCAUUUGAUUUUGGCCAGACUAUUGCGGAUGCAACACCAGGCAGGAAUCUUAAUCUUACAGCUUUCCAGAGGUUAACUCAAACAGGGACCAGGCAAUAUGAUUCACUAUUUCCUCCUUUUUUUUCCCCCAAAAAAUGUAUUAGUAACAGAGGAACCUUGUGUUCUUGUCUGUAUUUAUUAUCAUACUUUUUUUUUGUCUUUUCCCUGUGUUUGAGAUGAACACUUUAAUGUAUACUUAUAAGGCCUGGGCUCAACAUCCCAUCAUUUUAUCUCUAAAAUCGACACAAUUGAGAUUCUCUUUAGAUGGAUACACACAUAGCUGUUGUGCGAGAUGUUGCUGGACAGUUUUUUAGCAGCUUGCUAACCAGUUUAGAGCUGUAGCUGAUGUUGCCAGAAUGUCUUGAGUGUGUGUUUUUAGUGCUAAAAUGAGUUUGGAAGUCCAGGUCUGUUUAAGUUCUGUAAAGAGCUUGUGUUGAUAUGUUUUUGUUUUUUUGUUUUUUUUUUGAGGGGGAGGGUCUUUGAUUUGAGAAAGGUCUCUGGAAGGCCAUGCUUGUCGAGAUAAUGCUGAAAGUCAUUAUAUUAACGUUAACCAAUGGGUUGGUCAAUUCUGUGAAAUUGUAUCAAGAAAAUGUUUUGUCCUGUUCAAAGGUGAUUUAUUCAGGCUGACGGUCUCGCCUCACUGAGUAAGAGAAAGCUUUGAUAUCUUUCUUUGUUAACUCAUGGUGCCUUCAACAAGCUGUUUGUGUUCUGUUUCUCUCUCUCUCUCUCUCUCUCUCUCUCUCUCUCUCUCUCUCUCUCUCUCUCUCUCUCCCUCCACUGUGUCUUCAAGACUCCAAACAACAACACUCAUUAUAGGUUGCAGAAUGUCUGUCUGUGUAGGAGGGAUGCUCAUUCACGUACACAACGUACUGUGGUAGACAUGGUAAAUGAAGACUUUUCAAUUGCCUACCAAAGACAGCACUCAGGCUCUUGUUAAAUCUUAUACCUUUGAUUUGUUGCCUGUACACACAGUAUAGUGCAUCCUUUUUACACCAUGGAUAUGAAUGAAGACAAGACCCAGGAUUAUACAGACAUACAGUCUGCUGUUUUUGUACAUGCUUCACAAAUGCUACGCAAAUAAUUGAGGCCCCAGAGUGGCCCGAGGCACCUGCACUGUUACCUGUAUUUCUUAUUACGACUAUGUUCUGCGAUGCACAAAGCUGAAUAGGGAUGCAUAGGUUUGUUCUGGAUUGCCUUCCCUGUUGAUUUGUCCUGUGAUUCCCGUUUGUUUUCUCAAUCGGUGCUGCUGAGCAGACUUGAAGUCAAAUUCUGUUUUAAACACUUUAUUUCAGAGUGUUUGCUUACGCCUGUCUUUACUGCUCAGUGGUUUUUAUGGAGGCCACUGAGCCAGCUCAGGUGAACCUCUACUAGGUAGGUAAAAGCAUUUUGAAUGGUUUUUUUGACCCAGGUCUGUUACUGAACGAACACUCACUUUGGUUCGGUGGAUAGGGCUGCACGCUGCAGUCCAUCCCACAUUACAGCAAAAUGUUUUUCUCUUCCUCCCGAGUUCCGUUUCUCGUUCUUCACCAAAAUUCCAGUUUCUCGAUCCUAAUUUGAACACUAGUGCCAGAUUUAAUUUGUAAUUUGUGCAAAAUGGCAUAAGGUAUUUGUAUAUGUGUUUGGUAACCUGCUUUACUAUAUGCGUGUAAAUGCAUAUCAGAAAAAUUAAAAAAAAAAACAAAUGAAUAUGAAA